CCGCGUCGCAGGCGGGAGUGUCGCUGCCUCGCUCCCCGGAACUUGUGACACUGUGUCGGACGGAAAGAGAGAAUGACACUGGCACGAGAGCUUGGCGCUGAUUGGUUGCUUGGGUAAUGUGAGGGUUUGGUAUGACAUAGAUUAGUGACAAACAUGGCAGAUGUAACGCGGAAAUAAUACUUUCGAGAUCUAAUAAACACCUGUUGCUCUAUCUGCGAGUGUAAACUUCGACAGGCAGAUGAAACUCAUGUCUUUGCGAUUGUGAGAGUAACCGACCGAUGGAGGAAAGUAGAGUCAAACAAACAAUGUAAAAUAUUAUUUAGCUUGUCUGUUACGCGCGAAUUCCUGCGAUGUCAGGGUUGAGAAAUAUGUCUUUAUUAAAUCUGACUUCGGUGACGGAGGGGAGCCUCACUCCCAACUACACUGUCCUCUUGUCCCUCGUCGACUCGGAGAACCGCACGGUCGACGCCAACGCCACAGGCAGCGACUCCAACAUGUCGGCGAUAGAGACCAACAUCCUGUCCUACCCGACGACGCAGGCCAUCUUCUACAUAGAGUACAUGACCAUCUUCCUCCUGGGCGUGUUCGGCAACUGCCUCGUCUGCCACGUCGUCUUCCGCAACAAGGCCAUGCAGAACGUCACCAAUUUCUUCAUCACCAACCUGGCACUCGCGGACAUCCUGCUGUGUGUUCUGGCCGUGCCCUUCACGCCCCUCUACACCUUCAUGGAGGAGUGGCUCUUCGGCAGGAUCCUGUGCCACCUGGUGACCAUGGCGCAGGGCACCAGCGUGUACGUGUCCACGCUGACCCUCAUGUCGAUCGCCAUCGACAGGUUCUUCGUGAUCAUCUACCCGUUUCGGCCUCGGCUCCGCGUGCCCAUCUGCUACCUGAUCAUCGUGUCCAUUUGGCUGUUCUCCAUCUCGGCCACGCUGCCCUACGCGCUGUUCGUGCGCCAGGUGGAGUACCAGGACCGCUUCUACUGCGAGGAGCUGUGGCCCUCCGAGUCCAUCCGCCAGGUGUUCAGCCUGUUCACCGCCAUCAUGCAGUUCGUGGUGCCGUUCAUCAUCAUCCUGUACUGCUACGUGAAGAUCUCGAUCCGCAUGAACGAGAGAGUGAAGGCCAAGCCGGGCAGCAAGAGCUCGCGCAAGGAGGAGGCCGACCGCGAGCGGAAGCGCCGCACCAACAGGAUGCUCAUCGCCAUGGUCACCAUCUUCGGCGUCUCGUGGCUGCCCAUGAACGUCGUCCACCUCGUCGGCGACUACUACGCCCCCGCCAGCUCCUGGAACUACUACAAUCUUUGUUUUUUCAUCACGCACGUCGUGGCGAUGUCGUCCACCUGCUACAACCCCUUCCUGUACGCCUGGCUCAACGAAAACUUCCGCAAGGAGUUCCAGCUGGUGUUGCCGUGCUUCCAGCAGACGCCCUCCACCGACCGCGUGGGCCACUGGCGCUCGGAGCGGACCUGCAACGGCAACGACACCCAGCAGGAGACCUUGCUGGCCUCGGGCGCCGCUGCAGGAGGGGCGGGCGCGGGGCGGCCUCCGCUGAGGAGCCAGCAAUCCUGCGCCAACGAGAGUCCUACGAGCAAAGCACAGGCCACGCUGGAGGCCCACCCGCUGACCACCUUCAUCGAGGUGCCGGCGCGCCCCAGCGACGCCGCCCACGACCAAGCCGUCGAGCCGCUCGUGAACGGGGAGGCCUCAGAGUACGUGUGAAUGUAAGUAGGUGAUGGACCUGCGCUCACGUCUGCUCUGCUUCUCUCACACAGGCAAUUCAGACGUUGUUCUUAUCAGUCUAUAAUCAUAAUGACAUGUUCUCCUUCUUUGUAGUGUCUGUGGACUACAUAGGGGACGUGUAUAUGCAAUUUGCAUGUAUCCACAGUGUAAACGAGGAGUGUCGGGUUCAGAUACGAGUAUGGCUACAUGUGAGAUGUAAUCAACUGACAAAAAGAGCGUAUGAGUCCUAUAAUAUACCCAACAAAUAAGUUUUCAGAAAGGUUCAAAGGCAACUUCUUUCGUCGAAAACCCAGAUUCUCUAUUUCCGACCAUGAGAGGCUUCCUCGAAAACCUCCCGAAGAAAAUUGUCAAAAUAAACCAUGUUCCUUAUCAUUGAAAUUACAGCAGUUACUUCCAUUCGUAAAUAAACGUAUUAGACUACCAUACGUAAUAGCGAGUAACUAUAUAUAUAUCUAUACAUAUACAUAUAUACAUAUCUAUACGAACUACUUGGCGCUAUGUUGGCAUCAUGUAGCUGUCUGGUCUUUCUACUGGGCGGCUGACCCAUGAUCCUCCCCCGGGGGAGGAAUUGGUUAGAUAGACUCACUUAUUACCGUAUCUAGGUUUGACUUAUCUAAUACAUGUAAAUCCAUGUGCGUGCUCACGUGACCGCAUGAAUGCACAUAAACAUCCACAC
Molecule: messenger RNA, 2412 nt
Organism: Penaeus chinensis
Lineage: Eukaryota; Metazoa; Arthropoda; Malacostraca; Decapoda; Penaeidae
Gene: sNPF-R
Product: prolactin-releasing peptide receptor-like
Exons: 1
Coding region: 351-1715 (454 amino acids)
Biological process (GO): G protein-coupled receptor signaling pathway
Cellular component (GO): neuron projection; plasma membrane
Molecular function (GO): neuropeptide Y receptor activity; neuropeptide binding
Source: RefSeq, a predicted model, not a curated record